This is a messenger RNA of Drosophila rhopaloa, 2823 nucleotides long. RefSeq lists its product as uncharacterized. The transcript is spliced from 8 exons. NCBI's taxonomy places the organism in Eukaryota, Metazoa, Arthropoda, Insecta, Diptera, Drosophilidae. Bases 720 to 1991 code for a protein of 423 amino acids. The record is from RefSeq and is a predicted model, not a curated record.
CUUGCGUGAGGACGUGCGUAGAUCAUCACUUAAUACUCGCCGUAAUACGAACAUCGCAGGCUUCGAACAGCGGAAAUAGGAACAACAAAAAAUAGUGAAAAAACCUUAACUGAACUGAAACCGCAGGAUUGAACUCUUUGCUUCGGCGUGCGUGUGUGCGAUGCAGUUUUUGUGUUUUUGACACAGCAUUUACCAAAACAGAAGGCGGAAAAUAGGAAAAAGAAUCCAGAAAAGGAUCUGCCUUAGCCCCAAACUGAGUGUGUGUGAGUGGGUGAAGCUGUUGCUUCCUCCCCUGAGCUUGUGUGUGUGUGUCAGUGUGUGUUUGUGCAGUCACGUGUUCUAAGGUGAUUUUAACGAGUUCCGUGAUACGCGAAAUGAGAUAAGGAACGAGAAAGGAGCAAAAGCGGAGAAGCAACCGGCUUAGGUGGACAAAAAAAGGAGCAACAACCAAAUCCCCGUUCGCCAGGACACACAGGAUACUCGCUGGGUGCGCCUUAAAGGAUUCGCAGAUAAAUCAACCGAAAAUUGCAUAAAAUAAAGUUGCUUGCCAAAUUGUGCGCAGCAAGAGAACCAACAAAAACCAGUAGAAACAAAAAUCGUAUGCAUGUACACAUGUGAAAUAUAACUAGCGAAUAACAUUGAAAAUAUUAAAAAAAAAAUAUUGAGAGAAAAAACACUGGAAAAACUAAUCUGAAGCAACGAAACAAACGAAUAUCAACAUGCGGUUUUUACAAACUGUUUACCAAACGGCUUUGACCACAUUUCUUCUGGCAAUCACAUUAGAGCUGAGCGAAGCUUUAAAGGAUGUCCGGGUUCGAAUUCCGCACGCGGUGCGGCGCAGCGAGAAGGCCAUUCUAAAAUGCUUCUACGAUAUCGAGGAUGAUAGUUUAUACUCCGUAAAAUGGUAUAAGGGCAGAAGGGAGUUCUACAGGUACACUCCCAAGGAGACGCCGCCCAUGAAGGUCUUUCACUUUCCUGGCGUCAAAGUGAGACGCGUGUCCUCGAACGAGAGCCAAGUGGUGCUCGACGCAGUAACAAUGGCUACAUCCGGUAAAUACAGUUGCGAAGUAUCGGCGGAUGCGCCCUCAUUUCAUACAUUAAUAGCGGCAGCAGAAUUGGAAGUUAUUGAAACGCCGCACAAUGCGCCAUUCAUAUCGGGCAUACGUCCUCGAUAUCGGGUCGGCGACAUAUUGCGAGGUAAUUGCACAUCGCGACAUUCGCGGCCGGCGGCCAAUCUCACAUGGACAGUGAAUAAUGAAGAGGUUAAUCCCGCCCUUGUGCGACACCACAAAGUUCUCCGCGAUGCCCGCAACGAAAUGGAAACCGCGAUAGUGGGUAUUCACUUUGUGGUCACCGAUCAGCACUUUGAUAAUGGAAAACUUAAGCUCCGCUGCAGUGCCCAGUUACAUGAUGUUUAUUGGAAAACCACCGAGAAAAUCGUCCUCGAAACGGAUCUUUUUCCCAAGCACGGAAACGGGGCCAAUGGAAACCAUGUUAAUCCCGACGAUUUCUAUGACCAAUAUGCGCUGCACGAGGACAGCCAUUUCCAUAACAAGAAGAACAGCUAUUUAACGCAGCUACAGGACUUUUUCUUUCAUUUUGUACCCUCAGGCGAAGAAGACGACGGAACCGAGGGCGGAUUGGAGGACGGAGGAGCAGCCUGGCGGGGAGCCGGCUCAUCCAGUUGCCGUCCAAGUGCAAGUCAAUCCUGGGCACUCGGUGGAUCGCUGGUGGCGGCGGUGCUCAGUUGGACUCUGGCCCGGCAAUUAGUGUCGCCGUUGCAGGCGAUGGUGGUGAUGACAAAGGCCGGCGGUGCAGCGUGCAACACGAGCGAAAGGUGCACAAUCCGACGGACAGGAGCCGUUGGAAUGCGGGUCAUCGCAACAAAGGGGCAUCCCAAAUCCUGCCUGCGGGUGUCGAAAUGUAGCUGGAAAGGAUGCGGAUGCGAGUGCGGCAGGACCAACAGCAGAUGCAUCAGGCAAUUAACAUGAUUCAAUUGUCACGCAACUCCAGUGCCACACUUCAGGGAGGGAAUGGGAUUCGGAGGUAGCCAGUAAUAUGGAGUCCAGCUAUAGUUAGAGGAUGUGAAAGGAGGGGAGAUUUCAGCCCAAGGCCAAGACCCAGAAGCAACUGCAGGAUGUAUCUAAAAAUAUUUACACUAACACACCAGACACUCGUUUCAGCUAGCUCAAAGUAACUUCAAAUGCAUUUAAGGAUUGAAUACAAAACAUACAAAGACAAUGUAUCAAGAUAAGCGAAAUACAAGCAAAACGCUAGUUCAUCAAAAAAUGCAGCGAUAUAUAUUUGUUUAAGUUAUCUAAAACGGAGAUGGUCACGGGGGUACUAUUGAAAAAUUUUAAAAUUUUAAUAUCUACGAAUUUCAUACUUUUUUGUGAGAUUUCCGAAUCCAUUCCAAAGCCACUCCGCCAACUCCGAAAUUCAUUUCACAAAGCAAAUGAAAAAUGUUGUGCUAAGCUUUUAAUUUUAGGUUCUCUAAACAUUUAUAUUUAUAUAUCAAAGUCAAGAUUAUUUAUAAAUCGUAUAAAUGAUAUUUAUAUAUAUGUAUAUGUUCCAUAUAAAACCAAAAAAUAUAUAUAUAAACAUACUACGCCUAAAUGUAUUUGCCCCCCAAAAAAAAAAACACAAAAGAAAAAAAUCUAAGGCAAUAGUAAGCAAUUAGAACCUAAGUCGAAAUAUUGCCUAUAUAUGUCAAAGUAUAUAUGUAUUGUACUUGUAUAUAUUAUAUAAAUGAAACGAAAACCAAAAAGAUCGAGAUAUGUAUGAUAUAAGAAUUUACGGUAGAUAAUCAAAAUAAAAAAAGGC